Messenger RNA from Malurus melanocephalus (red-backed fairy wren), 3413 nucleotides. It is a transcript of the gene CEP131, whose product is annotated as centrosomal protein 131. Gene Ontology annotation, cellular component: centriolar satellite. The record is from RefSeq and is a predicted model, not a curated record. Lineage: Eukaryota; Metazoa; Chordata; Aves; Passeriformes; Maluridae. The transcript is spliced from 25 exons. Gene Ontology annotation, biological process: intraciliary transport involved in cilium assembly; regulation of centrosome duplication; cilium assembly. The coding region runs from base 150 to 3251 and encodes 1033 amino acids.
AUGGGGGCGUUUAAUGGCGGCUGAGGGGCGGCCCCGGAGCGCAGGGGGUUCCGGGGAGAGCUGGGACACACACAGGGCUUCAUUGCCGGCAUCGCCYCCGGAGCGAGUGGGGCUCACCCGCCUGUGGGGCCCCUUCCUUCUGCUCCAACAUGAAGAGCACCCGGAGCUGCUGCUCUGUCCAGAGCUCUGACGUUGCAGAUCUGUUCCUGACGGGGCUCCCGRUGCCGGUGUCGCGCCGCCCCGGCAGCGCCUCUCCUGCCAAGCUCAUGGCGCGCUCCGUGUCCGUGGCUGCUGAUGGCAAAGCCAAGAGGAACGCUCCGGAAGAUGCGGGAUCCCGGGCCAUGAACAACCUGCGCAGGUCCAACAGCACCACCCAGGUGAACCAGCGGGUGAACAGCUCACACAGCUCAGAGCAGACUGGAGACUUCCUGGCCUUCUUUGAGAGCGGUCCAGGAGGAAGGAAGAAACUGGCAACUCUGAGCAAAACAUCCCCAGAAAAGAAAACCACRUGGAAUAUCCUGGAUGACCAGCCCCGGGCAUUCCCAGGCCCCUCUGGCUCSCCUGGCAUCGAGCCACCCGUGGGCAUGAGGAGGAAGGAAGCCACCGUKCUCCUGGCUGCCAACUUCACUGCCAACAACAGGAGCAACAAGGGUGCGAUGGGCAACUGCGUCACCACCAUGGUGCACAACAACUAYUCCACUGCUGAGAAGGGUCCCGCUCCCAAGAGCUCCAACCAGGCUCCCAGCUCCCUCAACAACGUCGUCAAAGCGACCUCGAAUGAGGACGGGGAAGGCAGCAGCAGCUUCGUGAAGUCUCAGAAGAAUUUCUCCAGCAACAACAUCAUGACCCACAACAACAGCAGUAGCAGCAGCAGCAGCAGCAGCAGCAGCGUUCCCCGGAGGAGGGAGGUGACCGAGGAGGAGGCUGAGAGGUUCAUCCAGCAGGUGAACCUGGCUGCUGUCACCAUCCAGCGCUGGUAYCGGCGCCACUCCCAGCGCCACAGGACAGCAGCAGCGGCUCUGGGGCGCCUGAUGGCUGCCAAAAGGGAGGAAAGGCAGCAGCGGAUUGAGGAGGGGAAUAUCCUGGAUUUGCAGGAGAGGAAGGACGAGGAACGCCGCAAGAUCCGGGAGGAGAAGGCACGCCUGGCCCGGCACGCUGCCAUCCAGGAGCUGCACCAGAAAAGGGCCCAAAAGGCCUCAGAGACAAAGAGCUCAGCAGAAGAGCUGGUGCUGGUGAAGGAGAGCAGGAGGGUGCCCAAGAAGAAGCCUGGUGCCAAAGCUGGCUCAGCCAGGAAUGUCAGCCCGGCCAGCAGCCUCACCAAAGCCAACAACGCCGAGGCCAAUUCCCCCUCGGCAGCCGUGGAGCAGGAAGGAAGUGGCCUGGCAGCCCUUGGCACCGUGCCCUCACAGGACCACGGGGCAGAGGACAAGCUGCAGGAUGUGAGCUCCAGGGAGAYGGAUAAUGAGGACCUGGAGACAGCAGUGACMGCGGGCAGCARGGCCCCGUCCAAGGUCACCCUCAAUGACCUGCUGGACACGCUCCGGCUGCUGGAGGAGGAGCCAGAGCUGCUGCCCCCRCCCAAACUCAUCAAGAAGGAUGGAUAUGCCUGGAUGGACAGGGAGCCCAGCUCCAAUUCCCUGACUGCUGAUAAUUUGGAGAAGUUUGGGAAGCUGAACCACUCGCCAGGGGUCCCUGAGGACGGGGCUCUGCUCUCAGAGGCCAAGCUCCAAAGCAUCAUCAGUUUCCUGGAUGAGAUGGAGAAAUCRGAGCAGGAGAGGCCCAGGUCGGCUGCUUCAGGUUUCCUUUUGGAAGAGGAGCUGGCUCACGUGGAGCAGGUGUCRGCUGUUGCCACGGAGGUGACGAGCUCCAUGAUGAGGCUGAAGCUGGAGGUGGAGGAGAAGAAGAGAGCCAUCAGCYUGCUGCAGACUGCUCUGACUCAGCAGAGGGAACUGACUGACCGACACGUCAAACAGACGGAGAAGGAGCUCAGCCACCAGCUCAGGCUGCAGAGGGAGCAGUAUGAGGCAGCUAUCCAGAGGCACCUGGCCUUCAUCGACCAGCUCCUCGAUGACAAGAAGGUGCUGAGCGAGAAGUGUGAGGCCGUGGUGGCAGAGCUGAAACAAGUGGACCACAAGUAUGGCCAGAAGAUCACCCAGAUGCAGGAGCAGCAYGAGCUGGAGAUUAAGAAACUGAAGGAACUCAUGAGUGCAACUGAGAAAGUCCGACGGGAGAAGUGGAUUGAGGAGAAAACCAAAAARAUCAAAGAAAUCACUGUGAAAGGGCUGGAGCCGGAGAUCCAGAAGCUCAUGGCCAAGCACCGUGAGGAGAUCCGGCAGCUGAAGCUGCUGCACGAGGCCGAGCUGCUGCAGUCGGACGAGCGGGCGGCCCAGCACUACGGGCGGCAGGCACAGGAGCUGCGGGGGCUGCUGGAGCGUGAUGUUGAUGCUGGGGGCUGUCUGUGUAGGCAGCGGGCCGAGGCAGAGGAGCUGCAGCGGCAGCUGGAGGCCAACAGCUCUGCCCUCACCCGGGCGCUGCGGGAYGAGUACGCCAAGGAGAAGGAGGAGCAGGAGAGGCGGCACCAGGCAGAACUGAAGGUGCUGAAGGAUCAGCUGGAGCUGGAGAAGCAGGCCUGGGAGGCCAACUACAUGAAGAAGGAGGAAGCCUGGCUGCUCUCUCGGGAGAGGGAGCUGCGGGAGGAGAUGAGGAAGGAGAGGGACAAAGAGAUCGAGCUGGUGAUCCAGCGCCUGGAGGCCGACACRUCCUUGGCCAAGGAGGAGUGCGAGAGGGCAGCAGAGAACAGGAUCAAGAGGAUCCGAGACAAGUACGAGGUGGAGCUGCAGGAGCUGGAGCGCUCGGAGCGSAAGCUGCAGGAGCGCUGCAAUGAGCUCAAGGGGCGGCUGGCCGAGCUGGAAGGGGACAGCAUCCGGCUGCAGGGCCUGCUGAAACACAAGGAGCAGGAGCUGGAGGAGAUCCGCAAGGAAUUCGCUGACAGGCUGGUGGGGACUGAGGAGGAGAACGCGCGGCUGAAGGCGGAGAUGGCGGAGCUGAGGGCUCGGCAGCGCCUGGAGCUGGACAGGCUGGGGCGGGAGAAGGACCAGGAGCUGGAGGAGGUUCACAGGAGGGUGAAGGCGGCGGUGCGGAGGAAGGAGGAGAGCAUGAGCAGCCUCAGGAAGCAGUACGAGGCAGCCGUGCAGAGAGCCAGCCUGCUGGAGUCCCUGCUGGAGCAGCAGCGGCAGUUGGCCACCGAGUGACCGUCCUGCUGGCCAGGGAGCGGGGCUGCCAGUGGGGUCAGCUUCUGCCCUCCCUGUUCCCUCAUUGUCCACAGCCUGAUCCCGCUGCCAUGGGACCUUUGGUGGCCUUUAGAUGUUCAGGAGUUUUGAUGGCCUUUAGAUGUUCAGGAGUUUUGUUCUGAC